UGAAAACGAAAAAGCAAUUUUUAAAAAUGAAUUAUUUAGUGUCGGUAUUGUUUGUGCUAGCUUGUAUAAACUUUACAACGCAAGAUAAUGCCACCACCGCUGUUAAUAAAACGUUAAAAGAUGGUGGUACUGUUAUUAAUGAUAAACCAGCUGAGAUACCUAAAUUCAUUCCAAUUCAACCAUCGACCGAUAUUACAAGUACAACAACUAUAGUUCCAACGACACUCAAUCCAAAUAAUACAACAACAGCUAAUCCCAAUUCCACCACGACAGCACCCACUACUACAAAGCCAACAACCACUACAAAGCCUACGACAACUUCGUCCACUACUAGUACAACAACAACAACAACAACCAAAACAACAGUUCAUACUUCUACACAGAAACCUAUUCCUCCUUCUCCCAGUCCUAGUCCUAAUAGCACUUCAGUCAAACCUCCUACGUCUAGUGUUAGUCCUGUUACCACUGAGAAGCCUGAACCAGAACCUCAUAGAAGAUUCGAUGGGCCCAGUUUCAUAGGAGGCAUCGUGCUAGCACUGGGACUGGCAGCCAUCGGUUUCGUAGCCUUUAAGUUCUACAAAGCUCGUCUAGAAGUCAACUAUCAUACUCUCUAACCCCAUGACAUUUCGCAACUAAAUAUAUAAAAAAGUAUUCUUGUCGUCGUUAAAUACGCUGCUGAAAAUAUGUCUGAAAGAUUUUUAUUUGAAACAUUUUAUUCGCUAUAUGUAUGUUUAUAAGAUAAGAAAACUCAUGUUUUUUCGGUGUAUAGAUUGAUUUUCUCAGAUAUAUUUUUACGUUGUUUAAUCGAUAUUAUCGGGAUAUUGUUUAAUCUUUUAUAUUAGGGUAGACAGACACCACCUUUCUUUUAAGAUAAAACCUAUAAAAGGAAAUAGUCCGCGUCAUGCGUUAUGUAUAACGCUAUUGAUUCUUCUGAUAAAAAAAUAUGUUGUCUGAUAAGUCGUUAACUAUCUCUCUUGUUUGAUAUUUUAAAUAUUUACUUAAGAUGCAGUAGAAUAAAAAGUUCAACAGUUUUGACCUUCAAACGGGUCGUUCACGUUUAAUUGUGUUAUUAAUAUUAUUUUAUAUUUGUUUUAACAUUGUAAGAAAUGCCUUCCUGAAUUAUUUUAAUAUUUAAUGUAAUUUUAAUUUUCGAAUUCUACUCGAAUAUUGUAAGUAUUUAGAGAAGCAAAUUGUUUUUAUCUCAUUAACUCUUUAAAUGAAGCCGCUGAAAAUUACACCAAUAAUUGUUAGAAAUCGAUGGCAAAAAUGUGGUUGGGCGGGUUAAACUAUAAAAAACCGGGUCCAAUCAUGAUAUUAACUAUCAUUCCACGCUUCUAGUACCCAAUGAUUUGAUGGACGACUUUCUCCCUAUUCUGCAUUUAUAGUUCUUCAAACUUUAAAAUAGAUUAUUUGCAAUAAUGUCAGCAGCUGAUAACAGUCUUCAAGUGUGCUUGAUUAAUGAUUAUCUACGAACGCUUCUGUAUCCAAAUCCCGAAUAUGUUCGAUUGGAUUUAAGUAUUAUCACUUAAAGAAUGCCUUGCAUUUUGGGGUGUGUAGGAAAUUUGACGACAUGGCCUUCCAUUAUCUUCUAUUCGGACCUAUACUAUAUAUACCAUAUGCAACAGCUACAUUAUGUCCUCCAGAUAUUAAAGUCUCUCUGGAUAUACGAAAAGUGUUCUUAUAGACAGACUCGCCACCAAAUUUUUGUAUUUUUUUAUUGUAGCUAUGUUGCCUUGCGACAAAGUGAAAAUGAUAUGUGGCACCGGUCUUCUUGGUGUCAAGUUUGAUUCUGUCUAUUUCUAAGAGGUCGGAAACAUCCACUCCUAAUACAUUUGACUUUUUUUCCUUGCAAAUAUGACUUGAAGAAAAUGCUAAAGAUAAGUCCUGAUUCGGGUGAUUUUCCUCUUAGAACCUUUUCAAAUAUCGACCAUUAACGAAUCCACAAACAUUUUUCUGGUCUUUUUUUUUUAGAAUUACGGUGUGUGAAUUUCUUGUGGAAUAAAAUAUUAUGAAUCUUUAAGAUUGGCGUUAUUAAAUUUGUGUAGCGGUAACAUUUAGAAACUUGAUGAGAUACAAACAGCUGUGAAUCUAAAAACAAUAUUUUUUAUUUAAAAACCGAAAUAUUCUGUCUAUUUUUGCCAUGAAUAAGGAGACACAUUUUCAGCACGAUUUCAUAUUUACAAUUUCUCUAUUAACCUCUGUAAUUGAUGUACCAAUGAUUUAAUUUGUAUUGUAUGUGAUAUAGGUAUGUUAGAAAUAUCUUGUGCAUUUGUUGUCUUUCAAAAAUGCAGUAUUUCAGAAAUGCAAUGCUAGAGAUUCCUUCAGAUUUGUGAAAUCUGUGCGAUCUGGAAUAUUGGAUUCUUGACUGCUAACGAAUUGAGGCUGUCAUUGAAAUGGAUCAUGUUACUAGCCAGUAAUGUUUUGCUGCAAUUUUUAAAAGCUAUCAGAAGCUAUUAUGAAAGUUUGUAAACUAUUUUUUCAUGUGAAUUAGAUGCUUUAUUGAUGCACCAACACCGAGCACUUAUAUCUCGCAUUAACAUGGUCCAAUUUUUAUUUAUUUUUUUUUGGAUCUAUAAUACUGUUCAAACGAUACACUGAAGAAUUCCACCAUAAUAAUUCGCUAUGUAUAUUGAUCAAUAUUAUACAUCUGUUAAUUCAUUUUUAUUAAGUGUAGUUUUUGUGUUAAGAUAGUUUAAACUUUUUAUUUUGUGAUAAAAAUGUCAAAUCAUUUUCUGGUGUAUUCAGAAAUACAAAUCGUCAUCGUAGCCGGGUGCAAUACUGGACGAUAAAGUUGGUCACAGGGUUCAAAGUGAUGAAUGUGUCUCUCAUCACUAUCAAGAUCAUCAACAUUAACAUAAAAUCGGCCAUGUAGCAACAAAUUCAAAUUAGCAAGCAGGAAAAUGGCAUUGGCCAUCAAAGAGAAUUGUAUCUGACAAACAAUUCGAUAAAAUUAUCCUUAGGCCUUGAUAUUGUUCAUUGGGCAUUGUAAAAUCGGUCUUUGGGUUAUGUAAAAUACUCCAUAUAAAAAUAGACCAUCUGCUUAUGGGCUCGAUACAACAGCCCAAAGAGCAGAAUGAAAUUGUCCAUUGUGAUAAAAUUGGUCGAGCGAGAAAUGGGUCGGAGUCAAUGAAAUUGGCAAAGCAGUCGGUGAAACUUAUACAAUCUAAAAUAAGGCAGAGUGGAUUAGAAACAACGUGAUGCUAAAUUAUCCACUGAAUCAAUCAAAUUGACCAAUUGGCCAAGAAAAUUGCCCUUUUCGCGAUAAUGUGAAACUAUCAAGCGGGCUGUAUGAAAUAGUAUGUCAAGUUUCUUGAAAAAUAUCUCAGGACUGUUUCUAGAGGAAGAUAGAUUGUUUAUUGUUCUGAAUACAUCUGACUGAGCGUCUGAAUUUUUGUAUAUUAUUGUUAUUUUAAUUCUAAUAUGAUUAAUAUUAAGUUUAAACAAUUAGAACUGAAGCUUAACAAAGGAAACUUAAGUCAAUAAAUAUUAGGAAGCUUAAGAUCGUUAAGUGAAAAACAUUAUUGUAGUUGCACGUCGCUUGAGAAAACUAAAAUUUUUUGAAACUCUUAAAUUGUAAAUGUAAAUUUAGGUCAAUAGUACCCAUUCGAACGUCGUAUGUCAUCGAUGACAUCUGUCAUUGCUGUAUCGAUAUGCGCCAUCUAAAUUCCGACACGUUUUACCAACUUGUUAAAAAAUUGAUUCUAGUUCGUUUUAGGCUAUAAUAUUAGAACCCCUUUGACUAAAUUAUGACUUUUUGAGUAUUCAUGUAUAUAAAAUCAUUCAAGAUUUCGUUCCAAUUUUUGUAGACCCAAAGAAAGAUUAUGGUUAUUUUCUUUUAGUAAACAGGUACUAUUAAAAACGUCUUAUUUUACACUAGUAAUUGUUUUUUUCUCGUACGCGAGAUACAUCCAUGUCGAGUAACAAGAAUGAUGAUAAUUUUUGAUAGAAGACAUGUUAAAAAUAAAUAGUUGUUGCUUGGAAAAUCGAUUACUUUAAAAAUUAUACUUUGUCAGCUGUCACUUGCUACAUGACAUAAGUCAAAAGUCAAAUUUAAGUCAAAUCUAGCUGUAUUUGAAAGUAUGUUUGUUUACUCGUUAUGGGUAUAGUCGCGUAUUCAAGAGCUUUACUACGCAAUCUGUCCGAAGAAAGUGCUCUUAGUAGAGUGUAAGAUAUACUCGAACUAUAUAUAUAUUAAAAAAAAAAGAAUUUAAAAUGGUGCGCUCCUAGUCUAGUUGGCAUAUUUUUUAAGAAUUUAUCGCACGGUUGAAAUAAAAAAGAAUAGUUGAUAAAAUAUAUUUUUUGUAAUAAUUAAUAAACCUUCUUUACUACUAGUUGAGUUUUCUCGAUUAUUGAUUAGGGUAGAAAUUUAGUCGCUAGUGAUUUUAUACUAAGACACGUGCAAGAGUUAUAUAUUAUAUUUUUUUGUUUUCGUAGAUAAAGGUGUAUUUCAAAUUUAUCAGAAUUAUUUUGGUGGUCCAAUAAAAACAUAUUGAAUG
Molecule: messenger RNA, 4496 nt
Organism: Psylliodes chrysocephalus
Lineage: Eukaryota; Metazoa; Arthropoda; Insecta; Coleoptera; Chrysomelidae
Source: the annotation of a GenBank genome assembly